Molecule: messenger RNA, 2310 nt
Organism: Camellia sinensis
Lineage: Eukaryota; Viridiplantae; Streptophyta; Magnoliopsida; Ericales; Theaceae
Source: RefSeq, a predicted model, not a curated record
AUGUUGGCCAUAGAUGGGAAAAACAAGGACACGUACAAAGCACGUGAUGAUUUGCAAGAAAUGGGCAUAAGGCAAGAAUUGCAUCUACAGAGGAAAGAUAACGGAUUCGUUGUAAAGCCUCAGGCAGCCUACACAUUGGAUUCUCGACAAAUAGAUGGUUUUUGUGAAUUCUUGAAGUCGAUUAGUUAUCCAGAUGGCUAUGCAGCAAACAUCUCAAGAUGUGUGACUUCUAAAAAUGAAAGAUUAUCUGGCAUGAAAAGCCAUGAUUGUCAUGUCCUACUUCAGCGACUUCUACCAAUUGGCAUGCAUGGUUUUGUGAACAAGGAGAUCUACAUGGACAGGAGUUGGAUGUUAAUUUCUGAUAGAUUCAGUCAGCCAUAUGUAGAUGGGGUGAACUCAUUUAUUGAAUUUGCAAAGGCUCAUUUGGGUGAGGCUAGAGAGAUUAAGUGCCCAUGCAUCAAUUGUUGUAACUUUUAUAAGCAGGAGUAUGAUAGUGUGAAGGCUCAUUUGCUCAUAAGUGGGAUGAUAGUAUCAUACACCACUUGGUUAGAACACGGUGAACUUCCAGAACACAAUAACCUUGAUGAAAGCAAUGGUGAGAAUGAUGAGGAUGAAGAUGAAUAUGAUGAACUGAUAGAGGACUAUCAGAGGGGGAAUUUUAUGGAGGGUGAUACUCUAGAAAGAGAGGAUGUACGACAUUUUGAUAAAUUGCUAGAUGCUUCCCAAUGUUGCUUGUACCCAGGUUGCAAAAACUCGGAUACUUUGUUAUCAUUCGUUAUUCAGAUGCUACAUGUGAAGGUAGAAAAUAGGUGGAGUAAUAAGUCUUUUGACAAGGUUUUGGAGAUACAAAGGCGAUUCUUACCAGAAGGCCACGUGGUGCCAGGGUCAAUUUACGAGUGCAAGAAGUUGCUAUGUGACUUGGGCUUGGGGUACGAGCUCAUCGAUGCAUGUAAACAUGAUUGUGUACUAUUCUGGAAGGAGAAUGCUCACUUGGAAAAAUGUCCCACAUGUCAAGCAUCUAGGUACAGAGUAAAUGAUAGCAAGGGUAAGAAGAUCCCUCACAAGAUAUUGCGUUACUUCCCAUUGACACCUAGGUUGAGAAGAUUGUACAUGUCUAGGAAGACGGCAAAAGACAUGAGAUGGCAUAGUGAUAAGCGUGUGGAUGAUGGUGUAGGGAGGCAUCCGGCUGAUUGUAAAGAGUGGAAGGAAUUUGAUUUGCAUUAUCCAGAGUUUGCCCAGGACACUCGGAAUGUUAGGUUGGGCCUAGCCACCGAUGGGUUCAACCCUUUUGGGAACAUGAGCACUUCCUAUAGCAUGUGGCCUGUCAUACUCAUGCCCUAUAACCUCCCACCUUGGAGAUGGACUGAUAUUGAUGUCUACCUAAGGCCAUUGAUUGAUGAGUUGAAGGAGUUGUGGGAGAAUAGUGUGAUGACUUACGAUGCCUCCAUUGAACAGACCUUCCGGAUGCAUGCAGCUGUAAUGUGGACCAUAAAUGACUUCCCUGCAUAUGGUGACUUAUCCGGAUGGAGAACUAAAGGUUAUUUGUCUUGCCCUCCUUGUAAUGAUAAUCCAUUGUCACACGGGUUGAUUAGCAAGAUUGGGUGGGUGGGUCAUCGAGCUUACUUGCCUGAUAACCACCUUUGGAGGAAAGACAAGAAGUUUAAUGGUUUAACUGAGCUUAGAAAGAAAUCCUCGGAUUUACCGGUCGAAAAAGUAAUGGCUCAAUUGGAUCAAUUACGGGAAGUCAAGUUUGGAAAGGAUCCUACCAACAAGAAAAGACCACGAGAGUCUGAAGAAUUGAAUUGGACAAAGAAAAGCAUAAUGUGGGAGCUACCGUAUUGGAAGAAAUUAAACCUCCGACACAAUCUUGAUGUCAUGCACAUUGAGAAUAAUAUUUGUGAAAACUUUUACAGGACGAUGUUGGCCAUAGAUGGGAAAAACAAGGACACGUACAAAGCACGUGAUGAUUUGCAAGAAAUGGGCAUAAGGCAAGAAUUGCAUCUACAGAGGAAAGAUAACGGAUUCGUUGUAAAGCCUCAGGCAGCCUACACAUUGGAUUCUCGACAAAUAGAUGGUUUUUGUGAAUUCUUGAAGUCGAUUAGUUAUCCAGAUGGCUAUGCAGCAAACAUCUCAAGAUGUGUGACUUCUAAAAAUGAAAGAUUAUCGAGCAUGAAAAGCCAUGAUUGUCAUGUCCUACUUCAGCGACUUCUACCAAUUGGCAUGCGUGGUUUUGUGAACAAGGAGAUCUGUACAACACUAUUUGAGUUGGGCAACUUCUUCCAAGAACUGUGCUCAAAAACAUUAAGGUAG